Molecule: messenger RNA, 3267 nt
Organism: Zingiber officinale
Lineage: Eukaryota; Viridiplantae; Streptophyta; Magnoliopsida; Zingiberales; Zingiberaceae
Product: cytochrome b561, DM13 and DOMON domain-containing protein At5g54830-like
Exons: 1
Coding region: 226-2961 (911 amino acids)
Source: RefSeq, a predicted model, not a curated record
CGAAAUUAUACUUGAGCUCUUACGAAUAAUUUUUUUUUUUUAAUCGAGAACGACUGGGCUCGCUUACACCCUACCUCCCACCAAAUUCGGCUUUGUCGUUCCCACGAACACCAACAACUGAAUGGGGAAGCUCGUCCCCAUCAAACCCUAACCCUAUCCCCAAUUCCUCCGCUACAUCAGUCGAUCUUGAUCGGAUCUCUCGGAUCCUCCUCCUCCUCUCCCCUCAUGGAUUCUCCCCCGAUCCUAUUCCUCCUGCUCUUCCUCCUCGCCGGCGCUGCUGCCUCUUCCGCCGACGACUGCGGAGCCCGCAACAUCACGAUCGCUGGCUUCGAGGCCGACCUCGCCAUGGUGCAGCACCAGGUCCGCGGCGUCGUCCGGAUCGUCGACGCCUGCUCCUUCUCCGUCCGCGGCUUCGACAUGCUCGCCGGCUCCGGCCAGGUCCGGUGGAGGGGCGCUGCCGGGGACGACUUCGUUAAUCUCACUCUCGGGUCUCCGAUCUCCGACAUGUACCUCAACCGCACCUACCGCAACGAGUCGCUCACCGUCAGGCUGUCCAGCAACGUCUCCUGGGACCAGAUCUCGGUCCUCGCCAUUUGGGAUGAAUCCACUGCCUCGGAUUUCGGCCAUGUCGCCCUUGUGAAUGUCUCCGCAAAUGAGACCGACUCCGACUUGGCCCCAAGCCCGGACCUUUCCCCGGCCCCUGCGCCAGCUCCUGGUUCUCCUGUCGAGAUGAUGAAGAACAAGAGCCAGAUCCACCGCCAGCCGACCAUGUUCGACAACUGCCUAACGUUAUCCCCCAGAUUUAGACUUCGGUGGACGCUGCACCCUGAAUUGGACUCCGUCGAGAUCGGUCUGGAAGCAGCUGUUGGCUCGGAAUACUAUAUGAGCUUUGGGUGGGCGAAGCCUAGCUCGCCAUCGCAUAUGCUCAAUGCAGAUGUUACGGUCACUGGAUUUACUGAAGAAGGUAUUCCUUUUGCUGAAGAUUACUAUAUUACGCAAUUUAGCGAGUGCCUUCUUAGCAAGGAUGGCAAGGUUGAAGGUGUUUGCCCUGAUACAAUCUAUGAAGGAUCGGAUCCAGUUGGGCUUGUUAACAAUACUGAGUUGAUUUAUGGUCACCGGAGAGAUGGGGUGGCCUUUGUCCGGUACAAGCGCCCCCUAGCCUCUGUAGACGUGAAGUAUGAUGUGCCAGUGAAUAUCACAGGGAACAUGACUGUGAUUUGGGCGUUAGGUCUGUUGAGGCCACCGGAUUCCCUCAGACCUUACUAUCUUCCUCAGAAUCAUGGUGGUCCACAAGAAACAGCUUACAAUUAUCUCCUACUGAAUUUAUCUAAGGAGGUGGACGAUUGCUUUGGACCUCUAGAUGCUGAAGAUAAGGAAGAUCAAGAUCUUAUCAUCGCUGAUGCAAAAACACCGCUUGUUGUUACGUCAGGAUCAGCAUUGCAUUACCCAAAUCCUCCGAAUCCUUCGAAAGUGCUUUAUAUCAACAAGAAGGAAGUUCCAUUGCUGAGAGUAGAAAGGGGUGUGCCAGUUACUUUCUCAAUCCAAGCCGGCCAUGAUGUGGCUCUUUACAUCACUUCCAAUCCUAUUGGUGGUAAUGCAACACUGCAUAAUAUGACUGAGGUUAUCUAUGCUGGUGGGCCUCAGUUUGAGGGUGUCCCAGCCAGUCCAACCGAGUUGAAAUGGGCACCUGAUCGAAAUACACCAGAUCAAGUUUACUACCACUCUUUGUUUGAGCAGAAAAUGGGCUGGAAAGUUCAGGUAGUUGAUGGUGGUAUUUCAGACAUGUAUAAUAACAAUGUUCUAUUAGAUGAUCAACAGGUUUCCUUUUUCUGGACUUUAUCUAAAGGCUCAAUAUCUGUUGCUGCUCGUGGUGAGAAGAAAAGUGGAUAUGUUGCGAUUGGAUUUGGAAGCGGAAUGAUGAACAGCUAUGUGUAUGUUGGUUGGGUUGAAUCCAAUGGCACAGGCCAUGUAAACACUUAUUGGAUUGAUGGAAAAAAUGCAAUGGGUGUGCACCCAACAUCCGAAAAUUUGACCUUCGUCAGGUGCAGUCAAGAAAAUGGAAUAAUAACAUUUGAGUUCACUCGUCCUCUAUCUCCUUCAUGUAAUGGAAAGAUAGAGUGCAAGAAUAUCAUCGAUCCAACUACUCCUUUAAAAGUUAUUUGGGCUAUGGGUGCCCGUUGGUCAGAGGAUAAUCUAAGUGAAAAGAAUAUGCAUUCUGCUACAAGCAAUCGGCCAGUCAGAGUUCUUUUGUUGAGAGGGUCUGCCGAGGCAGAGCAAGAUCUGCGUCCUGUUUUGGCUGUUCAUGGCUUCAUGAUGUUUGUGGCUUGGGGCAUCCUGCUUCCUGGGGGAAUAUUGGCUGCAAGAUACUUGAAGCAGAUAAAGGGUGAUGGCUGGUACCAGUUACAUGUCUAUUUGCAGUACUCAGGAAUCGCUAUUAUGUUACUUGGUCUUCUAUUUGCAGCUGCUGAGCUUCGUGGUUUUUAUUUAAGUAUAGUGCAUGUGAAAUUCGGUGUAGCUGCAAUCAUCUUGGCAUGUGCCCAGCCAUUAAAUGCAUAUCUACGCCCCCCAAAACCAGCAGAUGAAGAGAUAGUGUCUUCCAAGAGGAUAAUCUGGGAAUACUGUCAUGUAAUCACAGGGAGGUCUGCUGUUGUAGUCGGAGUUGCUGCACUAAUCAGUGGAAUGAAGCAUUUGGCGCAUCGAUACGGCAGCGAAAAUGUUCAAGGUCUUACUUGGGCAUUAAUAUUAUGGGUUUUGGCACUUGCAAUUUUAGUUAUGUACUUGGAGUAUUCCAAGGUUAAGCAAAGACAAAAUGAUAGGAGCUCUUUAAGAGGUGAGUGGGUGCUGGGAAACAGUGAUGAAGAUGAUUCAGUAGAUUUAUUGCAUCGCGACAGAACUGCUACUAAAUCAGAACGCCAAUCAUCCUUAACAAUGGAAGUGCAACUUGAAUCUCUUAGCAGAUAGAAUGCAAUUUUAUACACGAAAAACACAAAAUACUUGAGCCAUGAUUUUUAAUGUAUAGAGAGAAGAGGGGGCCAUGGUGAUUAUAACCUUGCGUGAGAUGAUUCAUUUUAUGUAAAGACAUCUUGCCACAGCUUACCGAACAGGUUAGAAAUGAUUAUUUACUUUUCCUUAUAUUGCUGUUAGACUGAUUCAUUUUAUGUAUGCAAUGUGAGACUGAUUCAUGCUUGUAUACAAAUUUUGAAAGGAUACCGGCACCUGAGUAAAAUGUGUUUUUUUGCUCAUGGUGCUUCUUUGUCACUUCAUCAA